AUGCAGCUUAGCGCCCACGUCACACUGGCCCCGGGGGAUUCUGUCACGACUCCAAUCUCCUCAUCUCCUAUUUCACCCCCCAUUCUUUUGAAUUCCUUUUUUAAUUCUCCCGAUCCUCUCAGCAUGGCGGACAGCAUUAGAUCUGGCCUAUCUAAUAUCCACUCUGCGCUCGACAACCUCGUUAAAAACCCCGGACGACUUGAUAUUGACCGGUCACGUUUCGACAGAGACGCAUCAUACAUUUCUCAUCAGUCGCACAAUUCAACAGCAUCCAUGAGCCCCAAUGGCCCUUCGGACAGGCAAAGCCGACGUGAUCUUCGAAAAUGGCAACUGAGCAAGGACCACGAAGCUUCACGCCCCGAUCAGCAAUUUGACGUUCAGGUCAAUGAAAUGGAGGCCUGCAUAAUUGAGGGAAUCGAAAACAGAACACUGGACGUCCCUGACGGCACAAUUAUGCGCAUUCUCGCGCGAGACACAGUCAGGGAGAACUGGAUGAAACAAGGGAUCUGGAAUAAAGAAUGGGGAAAGACGCCUCAAAUGCGGUGGAUGCAUGAAGCGUCGCCUGAAAUUACUCCUGCACCCGAGAUAGAUACUGGUGCAUUCAGCCACCUCCGAGAUGGGUUGUUCUCGUCCUUUGGAAGUGCGUUGCCGACUGGCAAAAAGAUACAAGAGGGCGGUGAGCGACGAGCCAAACAGAAGACCGGGGACGGGGCAUCGCGCCCAUUUCAGCAAUUCAUCUAUCAAAUAUCAAAGGAGCGCGAACGAGUUCAAAAUGACUCUGACUCUCCAGGUGGCACUGCCCCUGUUCCUACCUCGACAGAUAUCAACACGAAAGCUUACGAGACUGUGAAAGCUAUCUGGGUCAAAAGAGGCAUUUGGAAUGAGGAAUGGGGCAUAUUACCUGGGAUGGCUUGGAAGCAUGAAGGCCCUUUGUGGAUUCCUGAUAACGAUUGUGAUUCGAUACCGAGUCCAAUAAAGCCCAGGGAGCAUGUUACCUUCAAUAUGGAAGAUAAAAUUGCGCUUUUGCAGGAGCCGCUUUUCCAUGAGCCUUUGUCUACUCAAGCAGAUGGUCCCGCUCCAAAUGGUGGCCACGGAACCAGUAAGAGGAAAAGAGCGACCGCUCCUGUUGAAACGAAGAGACCAAGACGAAAGGUUUUCAAAACUACCAAGCCGGAGACAUCAAAUUCCAGGCGCGCAGUGCAUAACUCUACCAACCAAGUGGAUGUGCCUGAUCAAGGGACUCAAGGUACUGGGAGACGUAGGAGCAAACGCUUACAGAAUCAAACUAAAGGUUUUAAAUGA
This is a messenger RNA of Penicillium egyptiacum, 1302 nucleotides long. The record is from the annotation of a GenBank genome assembly. NCBI's taxonomy places the organism in Eukaryota, Fungi, Ascomycota, Eurotiomycetes, Eurotiales, Aspergillaceae.